AUGGAUGGAUAUACUCUCAUGAGUAGCAAUAAAAGGUUUUGGGUCAUUGACAGAUUUACUCACGAGUGCAGUAGUAAUGAUGUGACUGAGGAAGGUAUCCAAUGCAUGGAGGAUAAGGAUAUUUCCACCACACAAAAUCUGCUUAGUGACUGUAGCAAAAUACUUAAUAAUAAGAGACAGAAUUUAGUAACUUUCUACAAGAACUCCAGUCCUCAGAAAUUUAAAGGAAGUAAAGUAGAUCCUGAUAAAUUGUCUGAAGAUAGCAGCCUGUGCUGGACAUGCGAUCUCUGUGCUUUUCAAUGCUCCACCUACAAGAGCUUACUACAACAUGUAAGUGAUUUCCAUGCAAAGGACCGUAAGGAAGAUAUUUGUGAACCCACUGUAAGUCAUCUAGGUGAACCUUUCAAAAGUGUUACUGCCAAUGAGUUUCAACCUGAUAAGAGCGACAGUUUUGUAUGCCCAGAAUGUGGAGAAAUUUUCAGUAGUGUGGAGAAGUUUUCUGCUCAUGCAGAACAAAAAGGUCAUGGGAGUCUUCAUGGUUCUUGCUGGAUUUGUGGUAUUUGUGAAGCUGCUUUCUUUGAAGAGAAUGAGUUGAAUGAACACCUUGUUUUACAUAGUGCAGUUGUUGAUGAUGUUCCAAGGUCGGAUAACGAAGAACGCCCUGUAACCAUUCUUAACCAAGAAACUACUAGUGAUGUAAAUAGAUGUUUGGUAUCUGUAGAUGAAGUUUCCAAGAACAAAUACACAUCAAAUGAUAAAAUUGAGCCAGACUCAUCAGUAUUGGACAGUGAUCAUUUGGUUCAAUAUGAACAGUUCAAAAAUAAUUUAAAUUCAACCUAUGAGGACUGA
Messenger RNA from Macrobrachium nipponense, 849 nucleotides. RefSeq names its product zinc finger protein 516-like. The transcript has 4 exons. The coding region runs from base 1 to 849 and encodes 282 amino acids. Lineage: Eukaryota; Metazoa; Arthropoda; Malacostraca; Decapoda; Palaemonidae. The record is from RefSeq and is a predicted model, not a curated record.